AACUUCUAACAAAGCAAGUCAAUUUAUUUACCAACAUUUUGACCUUUGCUAGCCGAAAUGUCAUUUACGAGUAUGAAACAGGGUAGGGAUUCUCCGGCGACUUUUGCGCGGAUGUCUGGAACUGAUGAGCAGGAAGCCCCCCACAUGGCAAUCAGGAGCGUCAGCUUGCGUACCGUUGCACCAGCGUGCACCCGGGAAGAGUUGCAGCCUAUCCUCCCCUCUAACUCCUCCUCCAAUCCCAGUUUUGCGGAGGAUAAUAGUUUCAACAACACUUGUAGUGACGAGGAUUCUAAACUCCUGUUUCCCUGUUGGACGCCUCUGCUUACCCUGUCCGUGUUCGCGGCUGUCUUGGGCGGCGCCGUUCCAAUUGGCUUCAACUUGCUCAUUUUUUCAACCUUUCAAGUGAAUUUGAAGAAGUUUCUGUCUUCCACUCUGCAAAAGGAGCAACUGAUUCACUCGCAUUGGAGUACAAGGGAUGUGUUCAACCUAGUCUCCUGGACACUCUACUUGUUCAUCCCACUGGGAUGUGUGGUGGGGGCAUUCUUAGGCAACAGACUGGGUCGCAAAUGUGGGUUCUACUUCAACUCUGUCAUUCUGUUCUUGGGAGGAUCUUGUCUGUUUCUCUCAGUCCAGCUCAACAAGUGGCAGCUGCUUAUUAUCGGUCGGGCAGUCACAGGAGUGUUUGUGGGUUCGAGUUCGGUGGUGACCAACAUCUACUUGAGUGAAGUGUCUCCGAGGUAUGCGAGGGGUACCAUCGGAGUCCUCUUCUACGUCGGAGUCCAGAUCGGAUUCAUCAUCUCCACCUUCCUCGGCAUACAGACCAUACUCCCACUCAUAGAUGACAACACGAAUACGUGGCACUACAUAUUCUCCCUGCCCCUCAUCACAGCAACUGUUCACUCAGUCCUGCUCCUAUUCUGCCCCGAGAGUCCCAGCUACCUGAUGAUGGGGGGUGGGUGCAGCAGUGGCAGUAGUAGUGGCGGCAGUGGCAACUCCAGCAGCAAGGGUGCCAGGAGGGCCCUGAAGAGUCUGAGAGGCAUGCGGGUGGCUGUGACUUCACUCAAUGCAGAACUGUACUUACUAGAGAGGGAGUCUCAGAAUGAGAAAGUGUCGCCUAAACUCACAUUCGCACAAUUCAUCACCCUACGCCAUCUGCGGACUCCACUACUUCUGGCUUUGCUCCUUGGGGUUGGCUGCCAGACUAGUGGAGUGACGUCAUCCACAGUAUUCCACUCUGGGGACCUCUACCAAGAACUGGUCAACGAGACAGAACAGACAGAGUACUUGAGGGAUCCAGAGCAGCUGUUUGGACUGGUGUUGUUGUCCUGCCAGACAUUCGGAUCUCUCUUGUGCAUGGCAUGUAUUGAGAAGCUGGGAAGAAAACCUACUCUUAUCAUUUCUUUCCUUCUCAUGGCCUCGUGUCUCACUGCUAUUGGAUUCCUGAGAUCCGGAAUGCCUCAAACAUCAGGAGAAACAUCAUGCCCGAAAACAGUUGAUAUUUCUCCCAUUCCUAACGUCUAUUACAUCACACUAGCUCUCCUCUUUAUUUUAUGCAUGUCUUUUGGAAUGGGUGCUGGACCACUGCCUUGGCUGCUAGUUCCAGAGAUGUUCACUUUCACCGCUAGAGGGCGAGCAGUUUGCAUGGCCAACAUGCUCAAUUAUCUCACUCUAUUCGGAUUCUUAUGUGCAUCUGAGUACAUUACACACGACUUAUGCGGGUAUAUUUUCUGGGCCUUUGGAGUGAUUUGUGCCAUCUGGGUGGUUUAUGUGGCUUUUGCUCUGAGGAAGAUGGACAAACUGUCCAGUUUGGACAUCAGCCGGAUGUUCACUUUAGGCAGCAAGCGGUCUUCUAAUCGGUCUACACUUUCUCACAGUACAAACUUCUACACACAAACUGCUUCUAUGAACAGAAAUGACCCGUUAAUGAUGUUCCGAUGACACCGUAUUAAUUUCUUAUAAAAAUCAAAAAACAAUAAUAAAA
Messenger RNA from Symsagittifera roscoffensis, 1981 nucleotides. Its product is annotated as solute carrier family 2, facilitated glucose transporter member 1-like. Gene Ontology annotation, biological process: monosaccharide transmembrane transport. Gene Ontology annotation, molecular function: hexose transmembrane transporter activity. Gene Ontology annotation, cellular component: membrane. Lineage: Eukaryota; Metazoa; Xenacoelomorpha; Acoela; Convolutidae. The transcript has 7 exons. The record is from RefSeq and is a predicted model, not a curated record. Bases 58 to 1938 code for a protein of 626 amino acids.